AUGGAGCUAUCACAUUCAGUAAAGGUGUCGCUUCACCAGAAGCUAGUCGUUAUGCUGGCCAACAAGCUUGCACCACUCCGAAAGCUGAACUUUUUAGGUGAACGCAAGCCCACCCUCGAUGACUACUACAAACUCAAUGAUGCUUGCUUCCCCGACCAUAUUCCUCGUUCUCUCUCACUCCCCUACUUCUUCGAAAAUUACAACCUGUUCGCUUCCAACAAAUUCUUGGGCUGCAAAUUUGAGGACCGUUUCGAUAUCGCGUGCGCUACCUGGUACUGGAGCACCGACAAGUGCCAUUCAUUCUCCCGCCACUCCCACCAAAUUUUAGUCAACUUUCUCCUCGCCGGCAUCGUCGUGGCCCAACCCGACCAAAUCCAGGAUCCAGAUCUAUACCACUUCCUCUUCAAGUUCAUCUGCGCCUUCCACGCUUACAAUACACGCAUUGACAAAUUCCAUGAGCAGGAGGAUUUCCUUCGCUUCUGGUGGGACCACAAAUACGAUCUCAUUGAGUUCCCGGCCCGCAAAAUCAAGCACAUCAUGGCGAAGGUCAAGGCCAUGAAGCACGUGCCAUCCCACAUGCCCUUCCAGCCCGACGAGUUUCUUGAUCAGGCCCGCUUUCAAGAUCGCGCUAUCUUCGGCGAGUACGUCGUCGUCUGGGCUGUGCGGUGGUUGUUUCAUCUUGAGAAGGUCCACGUCUACUGCGAGGAUCUGGAGAAGCAGCACAAUGCAUUGCCCGAGGUCUUCGAGGAUAACUUGUGCGCUAGCUUGGCUGGUAUUGGGGUGGAGGACGACUUUCCUUACUAUGUCACCACGGAACACUUCACCCGCCCCGAGACGCAAGCUUUGCUCAAGGACAUUGAAGUCGUCCAACCCGCCAAGAAGAUCGAUAGCGUUAUGUGGAUGGAGCCGCAGGCUGCUGCGGAGCGCCUUUUAGACAGCGACCUGAGCGCGGUGCUCCAGAACAUCAAGCUCUAG
Molecule: messenger RNA, 975 nt
Organism: Didymosphaeria variabile
Lineage: Eukaryota; Fungi; Ascomycota; Dothideomycetes; Pleosporales; Didymosphaeriaceae
Exons: 3
Coding region: 1-975 (324 amino acids)
Source: RefSeq, a predicted model, not a curated record